This is a messenger RNA of Malurus melanocephalus (red-backed fairy wren), 4752 nucleotides long. It is a transcript of the gene CFAP69, whose product is annotated as cilia and flagella associated protein 69. NCBI's taxonomy places the organism in Eukaryota, Metazoa, Chordata, Aves, Passeriformes, Maluridae. The record is from RefSeq and is a predicted model, not a curated record. The transcript has 24 exons. Gene Ontology annotation, biological process: response to odorant; positive regulation of flagellated sperm motility; olfactory behavior. Gene Ontology annotation, cellular component: sperm midpiece; non-motile cilium.
AUGGUGGUCUCUCAUUGGGGUUUUUUCAUGGUUAUUUGUUACGGAUCGACCAGCCUCUUCCCUUCCAGCUCCCCACCAUGYGGCAGCCGCCGAGCCUCUGCACCGCAGCGAUGGGGAAAUGGUUUUCUCGACGAGGUCGCGAUCACAGAUAAAGCCCAAGAAGUGACUUUUGUGUCAGGGUGGAGGACGGUGUCAGAUGCGGAGGUGGCGGCUGAGCUGUGGCGGUGGCACGGGGCCCCUCAGGCUGUGGCGGUGGAACGGGUCCCCUCAGGCUGUGGCGGUGGCACGGGGCCCCUCAGGCUGUGGCGGGCCGGGCCCCGGCGCCGGGAGGAGGCACCGCCCCGCUGCCAUGGCAACGGCCGGGCCGCGCUGCCGCCGCGCGGAGGCACCAUGGCCUCGCUGGCCGCUGCCGAGCCCCCGGACCCAUGGGCGACCUCCAGCUCCCCGGGCCCCGGCUCCUCUAGCAGCGGCAGCCAGCGGCGCAGGAGCGGCCCGGACGGCGCCCAGGUGAGCGCUCCCGCGGGCAGGGGCACCACCAACCCCGCCGCUGCGGCUGCCGCCGGCCCGGGCCCCCUGCUCUACCCUGCCCUGCCUUACCCUGCCCUGCCCUGCUCUACCCUGCCCUACUCUCCCCUGCCUGGCCCUGCCAUGCCCUGCUCGCUCUGGAGGCGCGCCUUUAAAGCAAAAUCUCAAAGUUUAAAAUGGAAAGGUUAAAAGUGCGACUUUUUUCAGGAUGCACAACUGAGAUCAGUGGAUUUGGAUCUCGUCAUCAAACUACUCAAAGGUUCUGGCUCAAAAGAUUUGGAAAAAGAGCAGCUGAAAACUCUCAAGAAAGUAGCCAAGCAUUUUGAUAAUGGGCUUCCCCUUAAGGAUGUAGCACAAAUUAACGAAAUUCUUAACCUGUGUGCAGAAAAAGUGAAUGAACAAGAAGCUUUCACCGAGCCUUUAUGUGAACUUAUUAAAUUAUUUGGGUUACCGUUUCACAAAAAGAAAUCAUUUGAUGAGGCAAACUAUGCCGUUGAAGUUUCACAAUCCAUUGCACAACUGGGUCACUUGAUGAGAGUGCCAAGCUCUCAAGUUAAAAUACAAAUCUGUAGGUGCAUUAUUAGCUUUUAUAAUAUGGAACUACCAGGAAAACUACUUUUAGGUUACCAGCCAGCAAGUGCAGACUAUAAAAUCCAGAUGGCUGAAGUAGGAGGAUUAGCAGAAACUCUUUUYAUGUCACUAACUUUAGUUGAGAAUCAACUUAUUGAGAAGCUGUGGGUACUUAARGCUCUGCAGCAUCUUUCCACCUCUGAAACRAAUUGCAGACUAAUGAUGAAGGCCCAAGCAGCCAGCAAACUCUGUUUGUAUCUAAAUGGUGCUGAUCCCUCAGGACAGCUGCUGUUCCGUUCCUCAGAUAUCCUAUGGAACCUGCUAGAAAACACCUCAAAAGAAGAAGUUGUUAAUCAGCUCAGUAGCUUGGAAUGUGUACAAACUUUGAAAGAAGUGUUUGUACACCUUCUUAUGCAUGGCUUCCGGCACUGUGAUCAGCAUCUACGGAAUGACCUCUUGGUGAUUGCCACAUUACUGGUUGAAAACCCUGCAGCACCUAUGAUUGAAAGUGGAUUUGCAAAGCUCUUAAUAGUACUUUCAACAUUUGCUGAAGUUAAACUACGCAAUCCCUUGAUAAAAGGUUUUAAAUUUACCUACUCUUAUGAGGACUUUGAGAUGAAGAAGUUAUUAUUUAAUGUAAUAGGAGUCUUAUCAAAAAACCCAUCUGCUGCACAGCUCCUCAGUGAAAAUCAUGUGAUGCCAGCUUUGCUUUAUUAUGUAAAACCAAUUCAAAAKCCUGGAUUUCCUGACUGGUCACCUGUCCUCUAUGAAGAAUUACAGCUUCAUGCAAUUUCAGUUUUAGCUUCAGUGGCUCCUGUGUUAAUAGACAAAUACUUGUCCUGCCAAGCGAAUACUCUGCUCCUCAUGUUUCUAGAAUGGUGCAUAGGUCAAGAUCCUUUCUUUGGUCAAGGUAACAGUUUCCAUGGAGCAGGUGGUCGUGGCAACAAAGUUGCACAACUGCACUACAGCCUCCGAGUGCUGAGAUCUGCUGUGUCUCUUUAUGAUGAUGCUGUGAGCCUUAAUUUGUGUGACCAGGGAGCAAUUAGCCAGCUACUGGAUGUCUUAAAGUAUGCAAUAAGAAAAUCUAAAGAGAAAGAAGAUGCCACUCUAGUGGAAAUCCAAGCUGAUUCAUUAUUUAUUUUGUCUGUUCUCUGUGACAGUGAUCUUCACAGAAAGGAACUCUUCAGCCGUGAAGGAAUUCCCAUACUUAUCCCAUUCUUCAGGAUGGAUCCAAAGAAGUUGUACAGUGGAUUAGGCCACCAUUGUCUCCUCUUCAGUGCACUCGACUGYCUGUGGUCCUGUGUCGUUGGAUGUUACAUYGCAGAGAACUCCUUUAUUGAAAAACAGGGCAUUUUUCUCCUUCUGGAUUUGUUGGCGUUAAAGGAAAAGAAGCUGUGCAAUAUAAUUCUUGGAAUAUUGGUUGAACUUUGUGACAACCCUAAAACAAAUUUGCACUUCAAUACCUGGCGAGGAAAGAGAGAUCAAACAGCAGCUAACCUUCUAAUUCAGCUAUGGAGAGAGGAGGAGAURGAUUUGGGAGUCAGGCGUGAUCAAUAUGGAAGGAUUGUUGAUCCUAAGAGACCUAUUGCWACCAGCUUCCAGAAACAGCAAAAGGUCAUUCCUGUGCCUUCCAACUGUCCCAGCUUUGCCAUCAUGGAAAUUUCAGAGAGCAUACGGGCAAAAGUUUAUUCAUUAUUUUGUAAGCUAGAUAUUUGAUUGAUUAUAUUUAGUGAUGUGAUUAAUAUUCUUUUAGAUUUUGAAAAAUUACCUGCCUUACCUGCUAAGGAUUCUGUUACAUUUGCUAUUAUACAACGUUAUAUGGACUUUAAAGUUGGAGAGGUUUGGCGUGAAAUAUGUGCAGAAAUAAAAGAAGAAUUCAGGCCUCUUACAUCAGAUGAAAAAGCUUUGAAAGUUAUUUCAAAGCUGACAGAAGAUACUGCAAGAAGAGUUGUUGCUCUGCAGACUAAAAUGCUUGACCGUGCACACCACCAUGAAGUCAAAGAAGAGCAAGAAAUAUAUAAAGAAUUCCAAGCUGCCUAUACACAGAGAGAAUUGACAAAAAAAUCUUGGGAAAAUUUCUUGACUCGGACAUCAGACUUUGAGGCAUUGAAGAAGGCAAAAAUGCUUCAGAAAGCAUCAAUAGAGGGUUCCAGACUUCGAAGAGACGUUUCUAAUGGACAACUCCAUUCUACUGAUAUUGAAAAACUCCAUACAACAGUCGGACCUGGUCGUGUAGUAACUGUGGAAAGUACACCUCGUGAGUACAAUAGACGGCURCUGGCUGUUACAAACCUUGCUCUUACAAAGUCCUCAGUUUCUAAAGAAGCCUUGAAAAAAAAACAAAAGAAAUAAAACACUGGACUCAAGAAAGUCAAGAAAAAAUUGGUACUUGUAGAAUAGAUACUGUUGCAAAUAUUGCUAUAUUAAUAUAUAGUUACCUAUAUGUAGAUUAAAGAUAAAAUCUAUUUGCAAUGCUUUGAUAAAUUGCUUAGACCAUCUUAAAAUUAUAUUUUCCCAUAAUUAAUAUAAUAUGGGCAUGUUUUUUUAAUGAAGCCCUCUGUACAAUAUGGUACAAAGGUAUAUUAAUCUAAUAACUUUGUGUGUUAAAAUCCACCAUCAGUAGGUCCACUAUUUUCAUUUUCAUCUCUUGCUGACACAUUCCAUACAUUGCAGUUUAAGUGUCUUGUUAAGCCAGGUCCUAAAUCUUCACAUAAACACAUUCAAUUCUUCAUUUGUCUGGAUACCAUACCCACAUGGGUUUUUUCCAGGUCCAUUUUGUUUCUUGAACUGGCACUUUUAAUAUCAGAACUUCUGACAUCUCAGAAACACACACUAAGAAGUUUGUUUGUGCCAACAGUUUCUCCAAGCCUGUUGGAGAGACAUGCUGGAAUGUCCUACAUCAUUUGGGUUCCGCACAGUUCUUUAACUGGUCUUGCUAAUYUUAAUUGUUGGGCUAUUAUUCAUGUUGUCUCCAAAAGGAACUCAUCUUGUUCCACCCUAGCAGCUCUAGAAYACCAACACAAACUGGUGAGGAGCAGACCUUUUUGUGGAUGACUCAAUUUCUGAGCUAUUUUCUYUCUUAAUUUGGGCAAUGCCAGAAUUUGCUAUGUUACAAUAGAGCAAGAUUGCCUGAGGCUCCUCAUUGUAAAACCAGUUGCUAUCCAAUGCUUGGGCAUAAAUUUCUGUGACAUUACAAGCUUUUAUGCUGUGUCAUACAAACUGGCACUUAGUCUGUCAUUUUUGCCUGUAAGUAKCAUCUUGAGAAAAACACAAAGUUUGCUUUUUUUACUGCCAGACUGAAAAAAAAAGAAAAUAAAUUUGAGCUAAACAUAUUCCAACUCSCUUUUUUUGCUUCAUGAGAGAGGGAUGGGAUAGAUGUGUGUAUAAAUAUGUCAUAAAAAUAUGUUUGUCCCUGUAACAAGGCAUGGCAGACUAAACAUUAAAAACAAAGGCAAAUAUUUUUGUUUCAAAAUUGAGUACUUAAAUUCUAUAAAAAUAAUAAAYUUAAGGAAAUAAUGAAAUAAAAUAAAACAUACAUGUGAAAAAUGGUAUUUUAAGUUUAGAAAAAUCUCUACGUGUGUGUUUUCCAAAGAUCAGGAUUUUCUUAUGGGCAGGCCUGUUAAACCCUUGUUGAGUGAGAAAGUCAUCACACUGUAA